CACUCCUCAAUCAUCAUCAUCUUUUACUGAAGAACAGAUAUGAAUAACUCGCGGUGUUGAACUCGGUGACAACAGAAACACAGCUGAUAUUUCUGUAUAAGACAGUGUGUGAAAACUAAACAGAAAGGUUACUGGCUCUUUAUAAUACUGAACACUGAAGUUCACGUGAUUUUCUGUGUUUCUGGAGGACAGACAAGGAUAGAGCAGAACAGAACUGACAUUAACUCAGAGCAGCAGACGUUUCUGUUUAUCAGAUCACAAACCUGUUGAUGAAGAAGAGAAGAUCCUUGAAGACGUUGAAGAAGUAAUUACAGCAGAUUUGGUCAAAAGUGCUUCAUUCCUGAACUUUGUUCCUAAGUCACACAUCACGAUGGGGUUUUACACAUGUGUACAAAAGCAACUUCCUGAAUCUGAUGGAAAUAAUAAAACCACUCUUGAGAAAGGGGGAAGAAACCCACCUGAUGUCACUUUAGAUGACAUAGCUAAAGAUUUUUUGUCAUUUUUUAACAGGUUUGAGAGCUUACGUAAAACAACAAACAAUAUUGAAGAGAAAUAUGACAUUAAAAAUGAUUAUGGGGAUUACUGGUCAGCUGAUGAUAUCAAACGAGCUUGGGGAAAAACACAAAGAAUGGAUAAAAAAUCAGAUAAAAGAAAACACUGGGCUCAUGUGAUCAUUUUGCAGAUGUUAAAAAGAUUGGUUUAUGAUGGCUGUAAACAAAAUCCAGCACAGGAGGAUCACGAUGAUACAACGAUUGAAACUAAGCAAUCUUGUGAAAAAACACCAAGAAUGAAAGAAAACAAGGAUACCAUAGUUAACAGGUGUGAGCAGCAGAAAAGCAUUGACAACAAUGAAAAGUUGAAUUUCACAGAUAAGCCCAACCAAAUAAAAGCUGAAACAGAGAAUGGAGGAGGGGAAGAUGGUCUUUGGUCAACUAUUGAUGUUAAUCAAGCUCGUGGAAAAGCAGAAAGCAUGAAACGGAACUCAGAAGACAGAUCAACUCAAAGAAGUGAUGAACUAGAGACAGUGGAAGCUGCUGGAGAAGAUAGAAAGAGUUCUGGAGCAAAUCACAAAUCAACCAAAAGUGGUUUCAAUCAAACAAUCAAAAGUGGUGCCAGUCAGGGCCGGUCUGGGGCAGGACUUCCUGCUGGGAGAAAGGCCACUAAGAAUGAUCCCGUUGCUGCCGAUGACCAGUCCAGCACUGAUGACAGUGAAUCAGAAAGUGAAGAAGCAGAGAACCAUCCAGAAGAUGAAUCCAUCUACAUAUGUAUCCCAGUCACAGAAAUGUUUGGCAGUCAACAUACACCUACAGAAGAUGAUUAUGUUGAAAAUGACGACUCUCUCUAUAAAUUAAUAGAUGGACUUCCAUCUGCUACGGAUAUAAGACAAAGAAAAUCGUACACCAUGUCAUUCAGCAAUAAAACCAAUAAUGCUGAAUGGGUGUAUGAGAUACUGAACAGGGAAACUUUAGAGGACAACUGUAAAAAGCUAAAAUCAUUUGGAAAUGUCUAUCACAAAGGUCAUCUGGCUGCAGCUGCCAAUCACAGGUGGUGUCGGGGAGCAAAUCAUGACACUAAUUUGUUCAGCAACAUUAUACCGCAGCAUAAGAAAUUAAACCAGGGCAUGUGGAAGAAACUGGAGAAUCACUGUAGAAACAUACAGAGAAAGAGGAACUGCAAUGUUCAUGUGUACACUGGACCACUUUACCUGAGAGAAACAAACGAUAAGCUAAGUAAAAUGAAGCGUUUGGGAGGUAAAGUAAUCCCAACUCACCUCUUUAAGGUGAUAAUUGUGGAGAAUGAGGAUGGGACAGUAGAAGAGCCAGAAUGCUAUGUGAUGCCCAAUGAGGAACCAGAAAAAAAAAACUUGGAUGACUAUAGCGGAUAUACUAUUGAAGAUAUCGAAAAGUACUCUGGGCUGACCUUCUUAAAACGCCCUCCCAAUGCAAACAUGAGAGACUGUAUAAAGACGGUGACAUUGAGGGGAGAAGCUGGAAAUGGAGAGACAUAUACUGUUGAUAUUACAGGUAGCUGCUGA
Carassius carassius (crucian carp) is the source of this 2035-nucleotide messenger RNA. RefSeq lists its product as uncharacterized. The coding region runs from base 371 to 2035 and encodes 554 amino acids. Gene Ontology annotation, molecular function: nucleic acid binding; metal ion binding; single-stranded DNA endonuclease activity. Gene Ontology annotation, cellular component: nucleus; mitochondrial inner membrane. The transcript has 4 exons. NCBI's taxonomy places the organism in Eukaryota, Metazoa, Chordata, Actinopteri, Cypriniformes, Cyprinidae. Gene Ontology annotation, biological process: apoptotic DNA fragmentation. The record is from RefSeq and is a predicted model, not a curated record.